AUGAAAGAGGAGAUGCUAGACAGCUGUGACUGCAGCGACUGCUGUGACUGUAGCAACUGCCGCGACUGCUGUGACUGCAGAGACUGCAGCGACUGUUUUGACUGCAGCGACUGCAGAGACUGCUGUGACUGCAGAGACUGCUGUGACUGCAACAACAGCUGUGACUGCAGCGACUGCAGAGACUGCAGCGAUUGCUGUGACUGCAGCGACUGCUGCGAUUGCAGAGACUGCAGCGACUGCUGCGAUUGCAGAGACUGCAGUGACUGCUGUAACUGCAGCGACUGCUGCGAUUGCAGAGACUGCAGUGACUGCUGUGACUGCAGCGACUGCUGCAAUUGCAGAGACUGCAGCGACUGCUGCGAUUGCAGAGACUGCAGCGACAGCUGUGACUGCAGCGACUGCUUUGACUGCAGCGAAUGCAGAGACUGCAGUGACUGCAGCGACUGCUGCGAUUGCAGAGACUGCUGCGACUGCUGUGACUGCAGAGACUGCAGCGACUGCUGUGACUGCAGAGACUGCUGUGACUGCAGAGACUGCUGUGACUGCAGAGACUGCUGUGACUGCAGCGACUGCAGAGACUGCUUUGACUGCAGCGAAUGCAGAGACUGCCCUUGA
Molecule: messenger RNA, 615 nt
Organism: Cololabis saira (Pacific saury)
Lineage: Eukaryota; Metazoa; Chordata; Actinopteri; Beloniformes; Belonidae
Exons: 2
Coding region: 1-615 (204 amino acids)
Source: RefSeq, a predicted model, not a curated record